Messenger RNA from Psylliodes chrysocephalus, 1564 nucleotides. The record is from the annotation of a GenBank genome assembly. NCBI's taxonomy places the organism in Eukaryota, Metazoa, Arthropoda, Insecta, Coleoptera, Chrysomelidae.
AAUGACACCGCCCCGUCUAACGUCAUUUACGAUCGUACAAACAUGAAAUUAAAUCAAGUAUUUUAUUGUGAAAUUUAAACUACAUUUUAUCCAAUAAAAGCAGCUGCCCAAGUAUAUUAAAGUUGAGCGUAAUAAAAUACGCCACUGACAUAUUUCCAGAUAGUUAAAAAUUAAUGAAUAAAAAUGUUGAAUGAAAAAAUAUUACAAGAACGUUUGGCACAAUUUAAUCCUGAGCCUUUGGUUGAUGUAGAUUACAAUAAAACAAAGGAUUCUAUAGAAUCUUACACAAUAACAGAAGAUGAAAAUAAUAUUGACCUGGUAAAAACUAAUUUUUUAAAUUUUUUGGAUAAUAAUGAAAUUAAAAAGGCUGCAGAGAAUAUUAUAAGGAAAUAUGGAGUUGGAACAUGUGGACCAAGAGCUUUUUACGGCACAACAGAUGUUCACUUGGAACUUGAGCAAAAAAUGGCGGAAUUUCUUAGAAUGGAAGACUCUAUUGUUUAUUCAUAUGGUUUUGUUGCAAUUUCGAGUUCAAUUGCAGCAUAUUGCAAGAGAAGUGAUGUUGUUUUUAUCGACAAAGAGGCUAACUUUCCUAUAAGACAGGGUUUGUUAGCAGCCAGAAGUACUGUCGUCUACUUUGAUCAUAAUGAUCCAAAGAGUCUAAGAGCUGAAGUGGAAAAAGUGGUAAAAAAGGAGAAAAAACCAAAAAGAAAAUUUCUUAUCGUUGAAGGUGUUUCUUGGAAAACAGGGAAACUGCUUCCUCUGGAGGAAUUUCUAAAAGUAGCCGAAGAUUUCAAAAUGCGGAUUUUCCUUGAAGAGUCCUACUCAAUAGGAAUAUAUGGGAAACAUGGUAGAGGUCUUACAGAACACUUCGACAUUGAUCCCAGUCGACUAGAUAUGAUCAUUGCUUCUUUAGAAGUUGCAUUAGGAACAAUAGGGGGCAUUUGUGCGGGCUCACAAAUGGCGAUAGAGCAUCAAAGACUAUCGGGUUCUGGAUAUAUAUUUUCAGCUUCUUUACCAACGUUUUUGGUUCAAGCAUGUGUGGAAUCGCUUAGGUUAAUGGAAGAUCGACCUCAAAAAAUUCGUGUUUUUGCAAGAGAAUUUCAACUGUUUUUAGAAGAAACUUGCAAAUUUAAAGUAGAAAGUGAUCCGGAUUGUGCAUUUAAGGUAUUUACAGUUAUAGAAGAAAAUAAGAAGGAACGAGAAGAAAUGAUACAUGAAUAUUGUAAAAAGCACGGGAUACAUUUUCUUAUAACUGAGGCGGGUUUGGUGAUAAAUCUGUCUAUUAAUCUUCAUGAAAAUAAGGAAAAAUUAAAAAGAGUUUAUGAAGUUUUAGAGAAUGCAUCUAAGUUAUAAUAAAUAACCAUUUUCAAAAAAGUUUACUUAUAAUUCCAAUAAAGUUCCAUAUUAUGUAUUUUAAGAAAUUGUAAUUAUACUUAAGUUUAACUUCACUAACAAAUUUUAAAGUAGGCUUAACAGAUUCAAAUGUGUCACCUGCAUUAGUAGAUUCACACAUAAAUUAUAACAGGAUAAUAUAUAUUGAAAUAAACAUAUACUUGAGAUAGUU